Messenger RNA from Crotalus tigris (Tiger rattlesnake), 1366 nucleotides. Its product is annotated as olfactory receptor 13H1-like. The transcript is spliced from 2 exons. Gene Ontology annotation, biological process: G protein-coupled receptor signaling pathway. Gene Ontology annotation, cellular component: membrane. Bases 149 to 1096 code for a protein of 315 amino acids. The record is from RefSeq and is a predicted model, not a curated record. Gene Ontology annotation, molecular function: olfactory receptor activity; G protein-coupled receptor activity. NCBI's taxonomy places the organism in Eukaryota, Metazoa, Chordata, Lepidosauria, Squamata, Viperidae.
AUGAAAGAAGAGUUGCUUGCUAUUGAUUUAUGAAUAUUGAAAGAAUUUGAUCUUUCCUUAAUAGUCUUUAAAAGAAUUUUCAGUGUUAAAUUUUCCAACAAAACAUAAAGUGAUCCUUCAAGAUCCAGUUACUAAGAGAUCAACCCUAAUGCAGGAAGUAGGAGAAAAUGACACUGCGGUGACUGAAUUUAUCCUCAUUGGCUGGUCUGGUAGACCCAGGUCAAGGAUGAUUUUAAUACCAGUUUAUAUUGUUUCCUAUUUUUUAGCAAUUGCUGGAAAUGGCCUCAUUGUUUUAGUAGUCAUAUGUGAUUCACAGCUCCACAAUCCUAUGUACUUUUUCCUAUGUAACCUUUCUUUUAUUGACCUUGGAUUCACAACAUCUACAAUCCCACAGUCAAUUGCCAAUUGCUUAGUGGAAAGACCUGUGAUGUCUUCUGCUAGAUGCUUUAUUCAAAUGUAUGCUAUUCUCUUAUUUGGGACAACAGAAUGCUUCUUUCUGGCUGUCAUGGCUUAUGACCGUCUUAUUGCCAUCUCCAGGCCAUUGCACUAUACUUUCAUCAUGAGCAGGACAGUUUGCAUUUUCUUGGCUGCUGUUUCAUGGUUUAUAGCUUUUACACUUACAGUAGUCCCUUGCCUUGCAAAGCCAGCGAGAUUUUGUGGAAACAAUGAAAUUGAUCAUAUAGGUUGUGAAUUUAAAUCAAUGUUUAACCUCAUUUGCACAGACACCUCUUUGAGCCAAAUAAGCAUAUACUUCAGCAGCAUUCUGGCACUCCUGCUUCCCCUUGGUUUUAUACUUUUUUCCUACAUGUGCAUUCUUCAGGCAAUCCUAAGGAUGUCCUCAGAAGGAGGCAGAAUAAAGGCUUUUUCAACAUGUGGUUCCCACCUGUCUGUAGUGACUAUGUAUUAUGGUGUUUCCAUAUUUAUCUAUAUUCUUCCUCCAAAUAAGAAGAUGCAUGAGAUUGAAAAAACACUAUCUGUAUUUAAUAGUGUGCUAACCCCUGUCUUCAACCCUUUAGUUUAUACCCUCCGAAAUCAAGAGGUUCUGGGGGCACUAGGAAGAAUAAUAGUGAAGAACAAGCUUGGCAUGCAACAUUGAACAUCAGUAUAACUCUUUUAGCCUGUUGGUUUUCUUUGUAAUUUUGAACAGUCAUUCCCUGAUAUAUCUGUAGUUCAUUUUCUGUUGAAACUGUGAAAUCUUUUCACUUCACUAACUGAAGCUGCUUGUGAUUUUUGCUAUUGCUUUCCUAGGCAUCUUCACCAAAUGCUGCAAGCUGGUGAAUAGCAUAAUGGACUUAUAACACUUUGUGAAUAAUCCUUAAGAAUAUAAAAUAUUUUGAAUAAAUUGAAUUGAAUACAUGUUCAGGUA